AGAUAAACACACACACACACACACACAAUUGAAUACCUAGGCCUAUCUCAUCUCAAACUGAAGAAUGCUAAGAGUGCUUGAAUUUUUUUUAAUUAAUCCAUUGCUAGAAAUUGUUUUCCUAGAUUUACAAAUUAUGCAUUUAAGUAAAACAUACUUUUUGUUUUAUUCUGUAAACUACUGAUGUUAUACUUGGUGACUUUUCUCUGUACAGUCCUACAGUUUUUACUGCAAUUGCAAUGUGGUAUAACGGGCACAAGAGGGCGCACGUGCAAUUGUCACAACAAUAAGAAAACUUACUACAGAAGUUAUGGCACAAAGAGUGAAACAUUUAUAACUUCUUUUUCCAGUAUUUUUCUCAUCAGUGACUGGAAUAUUAAGUCAUCAAUUUCCACUGGUAUUAGCAAGCAUGACCAUUUUCUGUUUUAAGGUGUGCAGUGUUAUUUUUUGUUUGUUUUGUUAAGGCAAAAGUUCAACGUGCAUAAGAAGUUCGCUUUAAGUUCUCUUCAACUCAAACGAACCCCUGUGGAACUCAAAACAAGCGGAAACCAAAGUAGAAACCCAAUCAGCUUAGCAUAAAAGUUGGACAAACUGCGUUAGUCAAGACGCUCAAGAAAACAAGUCGCGUUUGCCCAGUAACCAUAGCAACAGUACGUAGUUCGAGCUGUUUCCGUCACCUUCAGACAUACGUCAACAAAAAAAGUCCUGCUGUUAUUAUCUCUUUAGUCACCACAAGACUAAAGCGUUUUUUUCAUCCCUUCAUUACUCAAAACGGAUAGUGCAUUGCACUAAAAUACAUCUUCGCAUACGCGAAACAGCAAAUUACUGACAGAUAUUCGUCAAAAAAAGGGUCGACCCUCUUGAAGGUCAGCGAAUAAUUGGCGGAAAAUUUGCUAACUGCUUUAAUACACAUUACUCAAGCUGUCCCCCUCCAGCAUAUCCCUCAGCCCGUUCCCCGCAGUAGAUGCCGUGCUGGUCGCCAUGAUGAUGUCGGUUUUUGCCUGCAGCAGCAGCAGCGAGCAGUGAGAGAGAGACACACACAGUGACCGGGAGCAGCGGCGGCGGCGGCGGCAGAGAGUCCUCCGCGCACCGACAUGACCGAGGAGGACGCACAUUUCCAGCCCCUCGCCUCGACAAGUGCAUAACAGUUUCCGAAAGCAAGAUUUGCUCCUUCCGCCAGGGUUUUGUAUCCACGAGGAGAGGAAUUUAAAGGAAAAAACAGCUUGCUAAGGCUUUCGCAGUCCUGGCAGAGGAGGGGCAUAUGGGGCUUUGUAGCAAUGCAGAUCCCGUGCUGCUGAUGCGCUUUUGUUACUGCAUAAUGGAUAACCACAGAUAUCACCACAUCUCAGGGGAUUGCUUUAAACUUCUUUGGUGACUUCUUUUGUGCAAACUGUCCUUCAAAGGAGACGCUGCAGUCGGGAAUACAUAAGCCUAGGUUAUAUACGUCAAAUCCACCGGCCAGGGCAGGGUCGAUGGCUGUAAGUUCUCUGCACCUACGGACUGCGAAUUCAUGAUGUUGUGGAUUGAUAUAUGGAGGAAUCCUUGCGAAAGGAACCAUGAUUGACUCCUUAUCUUUUUGAGUCAUUAAGCUUUUUUUGUGCAAAUACUGAGCAUACUGUGAGGCAUCAGCACCAUUUGAAACCAUGUCUGUGGAGGUGCGUUUAAAGAAGCUGGAGAAACUGAUUAUGGAUGGCCCGUCUCAGUCCAGCGGCCAGUGCUUCAGCAUGGAGACCUUGUUGGAUAUCUUAGUUUGCCUGUACGACGAGUGCAGCAGUUCUCCCAUCAGAAGAGAGAAGAACGUCCUGGAGUUUCUAGACUGGGCCAAACCUUUCACAUCAAAGGUCAAACAGAUGCGCUUACACAAGGAGGACUUUGAGAUCCUGAAGGUGAUUGGACGGGGAGCUUUUGGAGAGGUUGCAGUAGUAAAAGUGAAAAACACAGACAAAGUAUUUGCCAUGAAGAUUCUCAACAAAUGGGAAAUGCUCAAAAGGGCUGAGACGGCAUGUUUUCGGGAGGAGCGGGACGUGCUGGUGAAUGGGGACUGUCAGUGGAUCACGACAUUACACUAUGCUUUCCAGGACGAGAACAACUUGUACCUGGUGAUGGACUACUAUGUAGGGGGAGAUCUGUUGACUCUGCUUAGUAAGUUUGAAGAUCGUCUGCCUGAAGACAUGGCCAAGUUCUAUCUGGCCGAGAUGGUCUUGGCUAUUGACUCUGUGCAUCAACUACAUUAUGUCCACAGAGAUAUCAAACCAGACAAUAUCCUGAUGGACAUGAAUGGUCACAUCCGGCUGGCUGACUUUGGCUCCUGCCUCAAACUCAUGGAAGACGGGACAGUCCAGUCCUCUGUAGCAGUUGGGACCCCGGACUACAUCUCACCAGAGAUCCUGCAGGCUAUGGAGGACGGGAAGGGAAAGUACGGGCCCGAGUGUGACUGGUGGUCUCUGGGGGUCUGCAUGUAUGAGAUGCUGUAUGGAGAGACGCCUUUUUAUGCUGAAUCUCUGGUGGAGACGUAUGGAAAGAUCAUGAACCAUAAGUCGUCUCAACCUAACGAUGAGGAGCGCUUCCAGUUCCCACUUCAGGUGACUGAUGUGUCCGAGGAUGCUAAAGAUCUUGUUCGGCGGCUGAUCUGCAGCAGAGAACACCGGCUGGGCCAGAACGGUAUCGAAGACUUUAAGCAGCACCCCUUUUUCACAGGCAUCGACUGGGACAACAUCCGCACAUGCGAAGCCCCCUACAUCCCUGAAGUCAGCAGUCCCACUGACACCUCCAACUUUGAUGUGGAUGACGACUGCCUCAAAAACUGUGAGACGUUGCCUCCACCUUCACACACAGCAUUUUCUGGACACCACCUCCCAUUCGUAGGCUUCACCUACACGAGUAAAUGCACGCUGUCAGAUCGAGGGUGUUUGCGGGAAUCGGUCGGACCUGCACAGGUUGAUGCUCAUGUUCAGCGUAGCCUGGAGGAGAGCCUGGCCUCUGAAGCCUAUGAGAGGAGAAUUCGACGUUUAGAGCAGGAGAAAACCGAACUUACCCGUAAACUACAGGAGUCUACGCAAACGGUGCAAGCACUGCAGUACCCUGAUUCAGACGCCCCAGUGAAUGCUAAUAAAGAGGUAGAGAUAAGGAGUUUAAAGAGUGAGAUCGACAUCCUGAAGAAACAGAUAGCAGACUCUGGUCAGAUGGAGCAGCAGUUGGAGAACGCCAGCACAGCUAGAAGAGACCUGGAAGACUCGUCCAAGGUCGUCAGGAACUUAGAGAAACAGCUGAAGAGUGUCACACAAGAGAAAGAUGAUCUGCACAAGGAGCUGCUGGGUUUGGCAGAGAAGGUGAAGGCUCAGGGGAAGGAGCUAAAGGAUGCUCACAGUCAAAAAAAGAUGGCCAUAAAGGAGUUCGCUGAGCUGAAUGAACAGCUGAGCGAUGUUCGCACACAAAAGCAGCGCCUCAGCCGACAGUUCAAAGACAAGGAGGAGGAGAUGGAAGGAGUGUCGCAGAAACUAGAGGCUCUACGGCUAGAGAUACGCAAAGCCGAGAGAAUGCGCAAAGAGUUGGAGGCCCAGGCUGAGGAACAUGCAGCAGAAGCUCAGAAGGAGAGAAAGGUUCGAGAAAGAACAGAACAGUACAGCAAACAACUAGAGGAGGAGCUCGAGGGCAUGAAGCAGUUGAAGCAGACUGGGCCUCCUAACGGAGCUGCAAGCUCAGACCAGCAGCAGGAGCUGAUGCGCGUUCGGGCUGAACUGGAGAAGAAGAGCGUACAGUACGAGGAGGAGAUGUGUCGCAGAGAGACGCUCCACAGCAGUGAGAUGAAGAACCUCCAAAAAGAGCUACGGGAUGCCGAGGGUCAACACCUCACACAUCAGAAAGAGAUACUCGUGCUUAAAGACAAACUGGAGAAAACUCGCAGAGAAAGUCAAGUCGAGCGAGAAGAAUUUGUGUGCGAGUACAAGCAGAAGUACGAGAGGGAAAAAGCCCAUCUGACAGACGAAAACAAGAAGCUGAGUGCCGAAGUGGAGAAGUUGAACGGUCAGUUCGAGCAGCUGAGCAGCAGUCACCGGCAGCUGGAGGAGGAGAUGAGAGAACUGGCUGAUAAGAAGGAGAGUGUUGCCCACUGGGAGGCCCAGAUCACCGAGAUCAUCCAGUGGGUGAGCGAUGAGAAGGAUGCCCGUGGUUACCUUCAAGCUCUGGCCACCAAAAUGACAGAGGAGCUGGAAGGGCUCAGAAACACCAGUUUGGGAGCCAGAGGAACGGACAUGCCGUGGAAGAUGAGGCGUUUCGCCAAGCUGGACAUGUCUGCGCGUCUGGAGCUGCAGUCGGCGCUGGAUACUGAGAUCAGAGCCAAACAGUCCAUCCAAGACGAGCUUAACAAAGUCAAAGCAACCAACAUUGCCACAGAAUGCAAAUUGCAAGAAUCCGAAAGUAGAAACCAGGAGCUGCUGGGAGAAAUUGAGAGACUGAGGAAGGAGACAGAGGAGCUAAGGCUGAGGAGAGGCGUGAAGCACCAGGAUUCCCAAAAUUCCUUUUUGGCUUUCCUCAAUGCGCCCACUUCUGCACUGGAUCAGUUUGAUCGCUCACCCUCUUUUGGUCCCGGAAGCAAAACCAGACGUCUUGACUCUGCAGAUUUCACCCCUUCCAACACUCCAUCCAGAGAUGAAGACGCAAGAUCUCGCCGUAUUUCACGCUCUCGCUCACCCUCCACCGCCAGUGACAUGGAGCCUAUAGAGUUGAUUGACCACACAUCACGUAGUCUUCAGACCCCAACAGGCAGAUCAGGCUACGGGAGCUUGGGACACUCAUCACCUAAGCCCAAGGCACACCAGUUUAGUGUAAAGUCCUUCAAUGUUCCCACUAAAUGUAACCAGUGCACCUCUCUCAUGGUGGGACUCAUCCGUCAGGGCUGCACAUGCGAAGCCUGCAGCUUCUCCUGUCAUGUCACUUGUGCUGAUAAAGCCCCUUCUGUGUGCCCCGUCGCACCAGACCAGACCAGGGGCAAACUGGGCAUUGACACUCAGAGGGGCAUUGGGACUGCAUAUGAGGGGCAUCUUAGGGUGCCGAAGCCCACUGGGGUGAAGAAGGGUUGGCAGAGGGUCUGGGCAGUGGUUUGUGACUUCAAACUUUUUCUGUAUGAGCUUGGAGAAGGGAAAGGUGCUCAGCCUGGUGUUGUAGUAAACCAGGUCAUUGACAUGAGGGAUGAAGAGUUUUCCGCCAGUUCGGUUCUGGAGUCUGAUGUCAUCCAUGCUAAUAGGAAGGAUAUACCCUGUAUUUUUAGGGUAACAGCAUCUCAGCUGUCCGCCUCCUCCAGUCAGAAGACGUGUAUUCUAAUUCUGGCUGACAACGAGCAAGAAAGGACGAAGUGGGUGUGCGCUCUGAAUGAACUGCAUCGCAUCCUGAGGAAAAACAAGCUGAAGGAGCGUUUCGUCUAUGUGCCUAAAGAAGCCUACGACAGCACACUUCCUCUCAUCAAAACCACCCAAACUGCUGCUAUUAUAGAUCAUGAACGCGUUGCUUUGGGCAAUGAGGAGGGCCUGUUUGUCAUCCACGUCACCAAAGAUGAAAUCAUUCGUGUGGGUGAUGUCAAGAAGGUGCAUCAUGUAGAACUGAUGCCCACGGAGCACAUACUGGCCGUCAUCUCGGGCAGGAACCGACAAGUAUGUCUGGUCUCCAUGGCGGGUCUCGACGGGAGGGAGGUCGACAAGAAUAAGGUGGCAGAUACUAAAAACUGCCAGUUGCUGGUGUCCGGUGUGGUUCGCAAUGUCACCUGCUUCUGCCUCGCCAUUAAACGGCAGAUCUCAUGCUUCGAAAUUAACAAGAGCAAGUCACGACACUCCCAUCUCGUGGACAUACAAGCUCCAGGAACUGUCCAAUGGAUGGCGCUGUUCAACCAGCAGUUGUGUGUUGGUUACCCAUCAGGCUUCAUGCGCUACAGUUUGUAUGGAGAAACACCUCCAGCCAGCUUACUUCAUCCAGAUGACCCCACACUGGCAUUUAUUAAAACAGACAACCUGGAUGCCCUUUGUGCUGUGGAAAUCUCCAAUAAGGAACUGCUGCUCUGCUUCAGUAAAAUAGCAGUGUAUGUUGACACACACGGCAGACGCUCGCGCCAGCAGGAGCUGAUGUGGCCCGCGGCGCCCACCGCCUGCUGCUAUAACGCCCCCUAUCUGUCGGUCUACAGUGAAAAUGCAGUGGAUGUGUUUGAUGUGAACUCUACGGAAUGGAUUCAGACCAUUCCUCUCAAAAAGGUCCGGCCAUUAAACAUGGAUGGCUCUUUGAAUCUCCUGGGCCUAGAAACGGUCAGACUCAUCUACUUCAGAAACAAGACCGCAGAGGGGGAUGAACUGGUGGUGCCUGAAGUGUGUGAUAACAGCAGAAAGCAGAUGGUGCGAAGCAUGAGCAACAAGAGACGAUUCUCGUUUCGUAUUCCUGAGGAGGAGAGACUGCAGCAGAGGAGAGAAAUGUUGAAAGAUCCUGAGAGGAGGAACAAGCUGAUCUCAAAUCCUACAAAUUUUAACCAUGUGGCUCAUAUGGGACCUGGAGAUGGCAUGCAGAUACUCAGAGACCUGCCAAUGAAUGUACGUGCUCAGGACAACCGUGCUGGAUUCAGCGGCUCCGUCAGCAUCCCCUCCAUUACAAAAAACAGAGCAGAACCAGGGCGAUCCAUGAGCGCAAGCAGUGGCCUAGGAAUGCGGUCGUCCUCUCAGAACGGCAGUGCUCUAAGGAGGGAGCUGUCCAGCGGCAGCUACAGCUCUAAACGGCAGACCAUGACUUCACCCUCCGAGAGUUCGCUGUCAUCAGGAGGAGGGAUGGACGUGGGGGAAGCGCCGCUCUCUCAGUUUGACAGAGAGUGGCAGGCAGUAUCGCCCUCGGAGAAGACCCCUGAUCUGAAAAGGGCUUUAAGGACCCUGCUUAGUAAGAUGAAGGACUCUGAUUCGCCGCGGCACUCCACUGCCUCCAACAGCUCCACCUUCAGCAGCCCGCCGAGCCCCGCCUCCCCACACAAGACAAAGUCCCUCUCAUUGGAGAGCACAGACCGCACCGCCUGGGACACAUGAUGGACUCAACUGUGAGCCAAUCACAACAAACUCAAGUCUGCCUGUCACAGUGCUCCGCCCCCCUCCCAUACAGCUGCACUGCAGGCCCCUCCAACUUAAUUUGCAUAAAGGCUCACCACUGGAGAACAUCCCAAGGAGAAACCAUCCCAACGUUGAAUGCGUUCGCUAAAGUUUUACCACUUCAGAUUUGGAAGAAAAGCCAGCAGAUUUUAUCGUGACUGGUGUUUGUAUAUAGACUUGGUUAAGGGUGAACUUUUAUUUAUUUAUCAUUCAGCCAUUUCAAGGUGGAAAAUACAGUCACGUCCCUCACUCUGCUCUGGACCGUACUGGAUUGGCGAUUCCAUUAUAGGAUCCCACUAAUUAACCUGGAAAAAACAAAUGCAAUGAUGUAUAUUUUUUAUUUGCUUUUAAAAGUGAUGUGUGCCGUGAUUCCUUUGUUACUUCAGCUCAACGGAUGAGAGCUCCAUCUGUUGCUUUCUGUCCUAGAUUUGUAGGAAUUUAUAGAGGCUUUCAGACAUCUUGGAAUCUCUUUCGUCAUUUACCACCAGUCUCCGUAUAAUCCGAACCUUCCGUCAACCAACAUGACCUGUGAAAACACACAUCACAGUAAUGUAUAUAGGUCAAAAGUAUAGUAUAAUAUAUAAUAAGGAAAUAUUGAAGAGAUAAACUAUGUGGGAAAAACUAAAUCUCAUCGCUUUUAUUUUGAAGAAAUUAUUUUAAUAUACUCACGCCAAGACCAUUUAAAAAGCUUUAGUUGUGUUAGACUUUUAUUUUGGUUUAUGAGACAAUACUGCCUUGUGUAUUUUAUUUUAUUUUAAUAACAGAACUUGUCUGAUUUUUGUGAGACGCAGGCCAAGCUGUUGUACUACAAGUGUGCUUUAACUAUGAAAUCUACGUUAUGCCUCACAUGCAUUGACCGAAACUGUACAAUCAUCCGCACACUGUUGCAUACAAAUAUCACAUUUCUGCAAUCUGGAACAAUUUGCUCCGAAUUGUGGAACUCGUCCAACAUGUACUGAGUAAUUUGAGAUUCGCAGACAGACAAAAGACAUUUGCUUUUGUUCCUGGAUAGUUUCAUCUAAUGUUGCAGUAAGAGAAGCUGCAAACACACAGUUCACCCACAUAAUUUGGCUCUUUCCACUCUGGAGAAAAAAAAUAGAGUUGUAUUUUCAGUCAUUUUAUCCUAUUAAGUGUUAAAACAUUCACCACUGGUAUUAAAUGUAGGGUUAAAACAUUAAACUAUAUUACAUGAAUCUGCUUCCACAACGCCAGGAUGUUAUUUUCAUGAUGUAGUUGUUAAAUUGCUUCUGUGGUGCUUCAUUUAUUCCGUUCAAGGAAAAUGUUUUAAAACUUCUCUGAAAUCACACGUCUAAUAAGUGACACAGGGUGAUCUUUGUUUUCUUUAAUUAGUUUGAUUUAAUCCAGAGUUGCACAAGAAAGCAAGUCUCCUCAUGCACGGAUCUGUUUGUUCCUCACUGCUUUAUUUAAUUUAUUUUUUUUACGCCAAAUUCCCAUCUAUUUAUAUCAUAAAAGGGCUUUGCACACUUGAUAUACUUGAUGGAUCAUUUUAAGCCCCUGGUAAACACAAUCCUGGUUUAUUUCACUUUAUGUUUUUACACGGUUCAUAAUUUCCUGUACAAAAAUUAAACAAAACAUUGCUUAUCAGAAAUUAA
Danio rerio (zebrafish) is the source of this 8716-nucleotide messenger RNA. The record is from RefSeq and is a predicted model, not a curated record. NCBI's taxonomy places the organism in Eukaryota, Metazoa, Chordata, Actinopteri, Cypriniformes, Danionidae.